UUACAGUGACUUUGGGAGGUAGGAUGUGGAACAGGGGGAUCAAAGGGGCCCAUCUUACUGGUGAGGAGAUUGAGGCACUGAGAGGGGCCACGACUUGCCCAGGUCAUGCUGGGACAGAGGCAGCGCCAGGCCUGGACCCCGGCUCCCCCAAUUGCUGGCGUGGCCCUCCUCCUCCGUCGUGCUGACACUGGGCUGAAUUGCCUGUGCUCUGUGUCCCAGCUGUGGGGCAGACGAGCCGGAUGGAGGACACCCACCCAGAAGUCCUGGCAGCAGAUUCCCCGGGGACAGCCCAGCCCAGCCCCAGCUGCUCAGGGAACCCCAGAGGCACCAGGAGUCAAGAGAGCAGAGCCUCUCCCCAUGGCCUUGCCGGUGGCCCCUCCCUGGGCCUUGUCCCUCCUUGGGCUGACCCAUGUCUUGGGCCCCAGGUGGAUCAGCUCAAGCUCAAGGUGAGCCGGCUGGAGGAGGAGUGCACCCUAUUGCGGAGGGCCAGGGGGCCACUCCCCGGGUCCGAGGACAAGGAGAAGGACAAGGAGCCAGACGGCGUGGACCUGGUCUCGGAGCUGCGCGCGGAGAACCAGCGACUGACGGCGUCGCUCCAGGAGCUCCAGGAGGGUCUGCCGCAGGAGGCCAGCAGGCUGGGGGCCCCAGGCUCGGAGCGCAUCCUCCUGGACAUCCUGGAGCAUGACUGGCGGGAGGCACAGGACAGCAGGCAGGAGCUGUGUCAGAAGCUGCACGCCGUACAGGGGGAGCUGCAGUGGGCCGAGGAGCUGCGGGACAAGUACUUGCAGGAGAUGGAGGACCUGAGGCUGAAGCACCGCGCGCUGCAGAAGGACUGUGAUCUGUACAAGCACCGCAUGGCCACUGUCCUGGCCCAGCUGGAGGAAGUGGAGAAGGAGCGCGACCAGGCCAUCCAGAGCCGUGACCGGAUCCAGCUGCAGUACUCACAGAGCCUCAUCGAGAAGGACCAGUACCGCAAGCAGGUGCGGGGCCUGGAGGCCGAGCGCGACGAGCUGCUGACCGCGCUCACCAGCCUGGAGGGUGCCAAGGCCUUGCUGGAGGCGCAGCUGCAGCGGGUCCAGGGGGGCUCCUGCCUCAAGGCUUGUGCCUCUUCCCAUUCCCUGUGCUCCAACCUGAGCAGCACCUGGAGCCUCAGCGAGUUCCCCCCGCUGCUGGGAGGCCCGGAAGCAGCUGGGGAAGCAGCCGUCAUGGGGGGAUCUGAGCCCCACACCUCGGAGGAGGCCACAGAUAGCGAGAAGGAGAUCAAUCGGCUCUCCAUCCUGCCCUUCCCCCCGAGUGCUGGUUCCAUCCUCCGCCGGCAGCGUGAGGAGGACCCCGCACCCCCUAAGAGGUCCUUCAGCAGUAUGUCGGACAUCACAGGGAGUGUGACGCUUAAGCCCUGGUCUCCUGGUCUCUCCUCGUCCUCGUCCUCUGAUAGCGUGUGGCCUUUUGGGAAGUCGGAUGGCCUCCUGGCCAGAGGCUGUGGUCUGGAUCUCCUCAACAGGUCUCUGGCCAUCCGAGUGUCUUGCCGGAGCCCCCCGGGGGGGCCUGAGCCCCAGGACAAGGGCCCAGACGGCCUGUCAUUCCUUGGGGACAGCUGGUCUGGGGCCGUGGUGCGGAGGGUGCUCUCUGGGCCAGGGUCUGCCAGGGGGGAGCCGAGAGAGCCAAGGGCAGAGGCUGCUGGCCUGGAGGGGGCAGGCCUGGAAGGUGAGGCCCAGCAGAGAACCCUGCUCUGGAGCCAGGCGUCCACACUCCCCUUCCUGAUGGACUUCAAGGCCUGUCAGUCCUUCCACGAGGCCCUAGAUGCCUGGACAAAGGGGCUGAGCACUGAGCCCUUCUAUAUUCGAGCCAACCUCACCCUGCCCGAGCGUGCAGACCCUCAUGCCCUGUGUGUGAAAGCCCAGGAGAUCCUGCGGCUGGUGGACCCGGCAUACAAGCGGCGGCAGGAGUGGUUCUGCACACGGGUCGACCCCCUUACGCUGCGGGACCUGGACCGGGGCACUGUGCCCAAUUACCAGAGAGCCCAGCAGCUCCUAGAAGUUCAGGAGAAAGGUCUGCUCUCCAGCCGACACCGAGGGCCCCGAAGUAACCUGAAGAAGCGAGCCCUGGACCAACUCCGGCUGGUGAAGCCCAAGCACGUGGGAGGUUCUGCCGGAGAUUGUCCGGAGCAGCUGCUGAUGGAACCCUGCUCAGAGCCAGAGCGGAGCCUCAAACCCUACAGCCUGGUGCGGCCGCUGCUGGUGUCCGCCCUGCGGCCUGUGGUGCUUUUGCCUGAGUGCCUGGCGCCCCGGCUCAUCCGCAACCUGCUAGACCUGCCCAGCUCCCGGCUGGACUUCCAAGUGUGCCCGGCGGAAAGCCUCUCUGGGGAGGAACAGUGCUCGUCCUCAGCACCGGGAGCCCCCAAGGCCCAGCCUGCUGCCCCUGGGCUGGGCAGCAGGAUCCGCACCAUCCAGGAGUCUGUUGGGAAGAAGCACUGCCUGUUGGAGCUGGGCGCACGGGGCGUGCGGGAGCUGGUCCAGAACGAGAUCUACCCCAUUGUCAUCCACGUGGAGGUGACGGAGAAGAACGUCCGGGACGUCAGGGGUCUGCUGGGCCGGCCGGGCACCCGGGACUCGGAGCUGCUUCGGCAGUGCCGCAGCUCGGAGCAGGCGCUCUGGGAGCUGCCCUGCUCCUGGGUGCGGGUGCCGGCCCACGCGUGGGGCCACUCGGAGGAGCUAGCCAAGGUCGUGCGUGGCCGCAUCCUGCAGGAGCAGGCCCGCCUCGUGUGGGUGGAGCAGGGCAGCGGCAGCAGCAUCGGCGGGAGCAGCGAGGCCUGAGGGGCCUCUCCGGAUGCCCGCUGCCUCCUGGCCCGCUUCAGAAGCCGUCGGCGGCGGGGACCCCGGUGUCCGCGGUGGAGCUGGGGCCCUGGCCCAUCCCGAGCCCUCCUAGACCCUCGGACCCUCGCAUGCGGGCUCUCACCCGAGUGGAUCUGUGGAAGCCCUCAAGGCGGAGCCCCCCCGCCCCCCCCCCCCCCGUACUCGCUGCUCUGGGCCUCCCGAGUGCCCCUGUGUCCCCACGAUUCCACUCGCGGGCCCCACGCCCGCGUCCGCGUCCUCAGCCUAUCGCUCACCCGGAGCUUCCGAGCUCUCACUCUUUCGCACAGGUUUACACGCCCAGGUUCUCAACGCAGGCACCUGAGGACUCCUGGGUUCUCAGCCAGUUCUGCUCAAGGAGCCCCGAGCUCGUCCCGCGUGCCCCCGCCUGCCACCGGCCCCCCCCCCCCCGCCCCUCUCGCGUUUCUGCUGUGUACUUCCACGUGUGGGCGCUGCGGCGUCCCCGGCCCUCCGUGCCCCUCGCGUCUUCCCGUCACACGUGUGUCUGUGGUUCUCUCCCGUGUAAAUGCCCCACCCCACCCCGUGACACUUGGGCACUGACACUCCUGUGCUCCUGGGGAGCACACCGAGGACCGUGUUCUCACAGCGCCAGCUCCCUGCGGUGACUCACCUCUCAGAGGCACGGGUGGGGAGAAGGGCCGCUGCUCCGUCACCAGAAUGUAUGGCUCGUUGAGUUCUGAACGGGCCUUUUUCACUCAGAAGCUGCACGUGACGUAACAUUAAACGGUUUGUCAUAGAA
Messenger RNA from Herpailurus yagouaroundi (jaguarundi), 3609 nucleotides. RefSeq names its product caspase recruitment domain family member 10 (gene CARD10). The record is from RefSeq and is a predicted model, not a curated record. Gene Ontology annotation, cellular component: cytoplasm. The coding region runs from base 240 to 2813 and encodes 857 amino acids. Lineage: Eukaryota; Metazoa; Chordata; Mammalia; Carnivora; Felidae. The transcript has 17 exons. Gene Ontology annotation, molecular function: CARD domain binding.